Messenger RNA from Suhomyces tanzawaensis NRRL Y-17324, 1242 nucleotides. Its product is annotated as proteasome regulatory particle lid subunit. Lineage: Eukaryota; Fungi; Ascomycota; Pichiomycetes; Serinales; Debaryomycetaceae. Gene Ontology annotation, cellular component: nucleus; proteasome regulatory particle, lid subcomplex; cytosol. The transcript has a single exon. The record is from RefSeq and is a predicted model, not a curated record. Gene Ontology annotation, molecular function: structural molecule activity. The coding region runs from base 1 to 1242 and encodes 413 amino acids. Gene Ontology annotation, biological process: ubiquitin-dependent protein catabolic process.
AUGUCAGCAAUGGACGUAGAUUACGACGCAUCCACCGUCUUGGCUACUCUCAGACUGGAGACCGAGUCUGGAGACUUAAUAAAUUUGAUCUACCAGCUCGAAGACUACUACGAGAGAAAGUUAUGGCAUCAACUCACAUUAGCGUUGGAUGAACUCUACCAUUCGGAAGAGGCUUCUGCCGACUUGAAAUUCAAGAUCUACAGAUCGUUCGUCAAUCAGUUCUCCUCCAAAUUGAACCCAAUAAAAGUGGUUGACUUCCUCUUGGAAAGUUACCACAGCCAGCCCCAGGAAACCUUGGACAACUUGUUGGAGUUGAAGGAACAGUACAUCAAGGAAUUGAAGAGAGCCAACAACUACAAGGCCGGCGAUGAUGAGGCCUCCUUGCAAUCGUUAGUCAAAUCAGACGAAUCCGUCGCAUACGUCAGUUUACAAAUAGCCAGAUACAAGCUUCUCUUGAAUAAGGUAUCCGAAGCAGAAGAAAUCUUGGACGAAUUGAAGGACCUGUUUGGGGCCACUGGUGACGAGGGCCACAACUUCGAGAACCCAAAGAUCAACUCUGCCUACUACUUGGCCAAGUGUGAACUUUACAAGAUCAACGAAAACUACAACUUAUUCUACUCCAACGGAUUGUUAUACUUGUCAUCUGUUGACAACAAUUUGUCGGAGGCACAAAAAGUCAAGUUAUGCUACGAAUUGUGUAUCGCCGCUUUGUUGGGAGACAAGAUCUACAACUUUGGUGAAUUGAUUUUGCACGAUAUCUUGAAUGCUAUUAAGGACGAGUCCAGCCAGUACAAUUGGUUAUACCAUUUGAUCCAGAACUUGAAUUCCGGUAAUUUGACCCAGUUCAACCAUUGGUUAGCCACUGCCUUCAAGAAAUCUCCAUUUUUGACCAAGUUCGACGUAUUUUUGAAGCAGAAGAUUAUCAUCAUGAGUUUGUUGGAGUUGAUCUCCUUGAAGUCAACCACCAACAAGCAGUUGACCUUGCAGGAAAUUUCGAGCUUCACCGGAACUUCGAUCAACGACGUGGAGCACUUGAUCAUCAAGUGUUUCUCGUUGAACUUGAUUAAGGGCUACAUCAACCAGAUUGACGAGAUCUUAGUAGUCACCUGGUUGCAGCCCCGUAUUUUGAACUUGGACCAGGUCAAUGUGUUGUAUAAGCAUUUGUUGAGCUGGGACGACCAGGUCGAAACAUUGGCCAAGAACGUCUACAAGAAUGGAGGUUCUGUGUGGGCUGGAAUAUAG